AUGGUUGGAAAAACUUACCAGUAUUGCCUGACAGAAGCCGAGUGUCAGCUGCACAACCUUCUUCGCAGACUGGAAGCCGAAUUCGAGGAUGAGUAUCCCAACAUAUUCAACGGCGCAUGUUUGCCAAAACUUAAACAGCCGCUGACUCUGGCUUUGAAACUGGGAGGUCGUGAGAUUGAGAGUUUCGAUCUCCGUGGUGCACAACUUAUACAAGACUGUGCGUCUGUCGGCGCGAAGAUUGUACGCAAGCUUCUGACAUCCGAAGAGCACGAAUGCGAUCGCGUGGAGCCCUCAGUCCAAGGCAACUCUCCUCUCGAGCCGGUUGCUGAAGAAAUCGCCAAGGCCGAGCCUGCCCUGACAGCGGAAGUACCAGCCUCCCUCGCCGAGAAGGAACUCACGCUCUGGAGUUCUGUCAGGCAGCGGAUCAUUCCUCCAUACGUCAAGUUUGUUGGUUUCUGGGUGGACCGAAGUGACAUGGAUCAAAGCCAUCAGGAGGAGUUGGAAUCUCAUUUUCCAGAAGUCAAAAUCUUGUCGGACAACGAAUCCAAAUGCGAAAGCGAUACUGCCGACCAGUUUCUGCGACAGAUUUCCGCAGCAGACACAGCAUUAAUCGCGUCAUCAACGCUAGCCACCAAGGGCCGUUCAUCAAUGGACAAGGACAAGGACAUGUCGACAAUCGCAGACUCGGUUCCAGCCACCCCAUCAACAGCCACAACACCAAAACCAAGCCUACUGUCGCGAAUGAGCUUUGAGAAGCCUGAAAUACGUAUCAAAGGUGUAGCUUUAGGAAAGAUAGACGAUGUCGAUAUCUCAACUGGCUCAGAGAGCAUGAUCAAUGGCGUUCCUAAAACCCCUCGCCAAAACCCUUCAGCAAUCUUGAGCAUCGCAGAGCGUAUAGGCCUGAGGAUUCCACCGCCUAAGGAUAAAGUGAUACACGCCAUGUGGCUACAGUGGGUGAAGAGCGAAGAAGUAAAGCCGUGGGGAGCGCGCCUGCUGUCCCUCGAUCGAUACUGCGACAACCUGGUCACGCUGUACAUACUCGCAUAUCACAAGAAGGAGUCUGUUCUGUGUUUCGCGGUGCUGGUCCGAUUCCAGAACACGAAUUACUGCGUCAAGGGGAAGCUACCCGAGCUGUCGACUGCAGUGCUCGCAUUCCAGCAUCUGCCCGAGGACGACGACCUCUGUCGCUGGCUAGCGGUACUGUUCGCCUUCUUGUGGGGCACUCAGCAAUACCAGAACCACGGGCAACUUGUCAGCGAACUCCCCGAGCUAGAUGAACCCGCUCUAUCGAGACUGCUCUUCGCGAUCGCACACAUCCGCGACCCGUUCACAAAAGGCCACAACACGGCAGUUCUGGACAGAUGGUGCGAGGUGCACCACCACGAGCAGGGCGACAGGGAGGAGGCGCUCUGCAAGAAGAUGCACGCGAGCAUGAAGAUGGACCCCGAGAAGCUGCGGGCCGAGGAAGCUGGCCACAGGUUCCAAGAGGCCAAGGAGAUUGUGGACGAAUACGUCGCCAGGCUUCAGAUGAAGUCGAAGAGCGCUGAUGCGACACCGAGCGCGCCUCUUGGGAAGGGGAAGAGAGCGGCGGAGAGUCCUGCUCGACAUGCGCAUGGCAAGUACAGGAGAGGUGGUGGGAGAGGCGGGCGUGGUCGGGGGUCAUGA
Molecule: messenger RNA, 1665 nt
Organism: Ascochyta rabiei
Lineage: Eukaryota; Fungi; Ascomycota; Dothideomycetes; Pleosporales; Didymellaceae
Exons: 2
Coding region: 1-1665 (554 amino acids)
Source: RefSeq, a predicted model, not a curated record